AUGACGUUUCGUUUCGGCGGCAAGGUCGCAAUCAUCACUGGUAAGUCUGAAAAUUUUGAAAAAAUAACGACUUUUUUGAAUUUUCUGACAUAAGACAGUGUGUGUUCGAUUCCCAGUCCAAAUUUAUAUAAAUUUUUGAAUCCAAUGCUAAAAUGACUCCCUAUGAGACUUAGACAAAGACGGGAAGGUGGAUAAUGGCCGCUAAAAAGCAGAGGCUCAAAAAAGGCUGCAGAAAGGCAGCAAAAAGAGUCCCUUUAUUUUUUUCUAAGAUUUUAAAGGCUUAAGGAAUGAUGGAAAAAUGGAGAGGCUGGAAAAAUGGUGCAUAAAAGCCGAUGAAAUGGCGCAAAAAGGCAGCAAAAAGGCCCAAAAAGGAACUUUUCUAUGGAGCUUUUUCCGACUUUGACUCUGGAUUUUCAUUAAAUUUGGGUUUUAAGAAAAUAAAAAUCAAGAAAACCGAUUUAUUUUCAAACGUAACUCAUAUAUUAUGUUAUUUGAUAUUUUUAAUGUACCUGAGGAAGCUAAAACAAUAUCACCAUCAUCAAUGAAAGUCAAGAAGACGAGCUUCAGGCUCGACGAGUGGAAUCGGAAGAGCGACGGCGGUCUUGAUGGCCAAAGAAGGCGCCAAAGUCGUCGUCACUGGAAGAUCCGAAGAAGGUGCCAAGGUUCUGAAGACGUGGGAGUUUUCGAAGGCUCAAUAGAGAUCUUUAGGAAACCAAAAAGCAAUGUACUGAAGCUGGAGCCUCAGCUCUCGAUAUUUUGGUGAUUCUCGGCGAUAUCGGCGAUGAGAAGUUCCAAAAACAACUCGUCGAUCAGACCAUUGAAAAAUUCGGCAAGCUUAACAUCUUGGUGAGGUUAUCACUUGACUUCCCUCCCCAAAGAAGUUCAGAAAACCUUUUUUGCUCAAGAAUCUCACUGAACCUUCGAAUUCCUAGGUUAACAACGCUGGAGCUCUUCACGUUGACCCAUCCGGAGCUCAAGGCUACGAUAUGGCCAAUGAAAUAUUGGAUAAAUCGAUGAACGACAAUUUUAGAUCGUUUGUUUUUUUGUAUAUAUAAAAUCAAUUUUAGCUCCUGAGAACUUUCAAAAAUUUUGAAAAACUUUUUUAAGCAUCCAAGUAACCUUCAUAGAUCAUAAAGAGCGAAUUAAGAGUCUAUUGAAGCGGUGAUCAGAUGAAAAUUCAACAGGCGAGCUUCAAAAUAAAAUUUUGUGGGAUACCGUACGCCGACUUUGUGUGCUCACAGCACUUCUAUUGCACGACAAACAUUAGAUUUUACGAGAGUAUCAUUUUUGUCCCAAAAUUUUUUUGACUUUACAAAUAAAAAAUUCUUUUUUAGUUUUAUUUCUAACUUUCUUAGGUUUUCAUAAUUUCUCACUUUACAAAGUUUUCCUAUCUGGGUGAACCUUUUCGUUAUAAAGUUGGACUUUUUUUCAGACUUGUAUUUUUCCGUGAAAAAAAAAAACUUUCGUUUCAAAUCUCAUUCUAUUCAUUUUUAUUCUCGAUUUUAGAGUAUUUACUCUGACGAAAAUCGCAAUCCCGCAUCUGGCCGCCGUCAAGGGGGAUAUCGUCAAUGUUUCAACUUUUUUGAGCCUCGGACCCGCUGGGGUCAGUUUUUUUUCAAUUAUUAUUCAACUUGAUAGUAGAAAAAUUGAAGAAAUUCUGUGAGAUGGGGAAAAAUGCUUUCUAUGUAAAGAAAAAAAAACGUUCAGAUCAAAUCGAUGCCAUACUAUGCGAUUUCAAAAGCGGCACUCGAUCAUUUGAGCCGUUCCAUGGCUCACGAGUACAUUUCCAAGGGCGUUCGAGUCAAUAGCGUCAAGUUGGUGGAUUUAGUCUUUUUUUGAAUAAAAAUUCGAUAAGCGCUUUGAAAAAAUGAUUUAUUCAUUUUCAAUGUUUUUUUGAAAUGCUUCAUUUUUUUUUUUAAUUUGAACAAAAUUCAAUUCGGCUUUUUAAGGUCCUUGCAACUGCGAAAAAUCUUAAACUCAUUUAUUUCAGCCCUGGCUUGGUCGGUACUUCAUUCUUUGCGAGACUUGGUUUCGGCGAGGAAAGAGUCCGAAAAGUAAGUUUGAAAAAGGAUGUUCGUUGCACGGCGUUCUUUUGACGACGCCCCUCCCACAAUUUCCGUAAUAUUUAACGUCUUUGGUGCAUACACAGAGCGACGCUAACUUGCAUACUCAUUAAAUUCGAAAAUAAUUUUUUUUCCUCGAAAAAUAGCGUUUUUCUCAAAAUUACAGACUUGAAAAAAAUCGAUCCUUUCACAAUUCCUUUUCUAGUUGACAAAAAAACAUUUGGGUGAAAGUUUUUUUCUUAUUUUUCUGAACACUUUUUAUACCUUUCACCCUCAAAAAUUAGUUAUAGUCCUUUUUUUCAGUGAAAAACGUGAAAUUUUGUGCCGAAAAGGACUUAUUGUGGUUAUGUGUCUUUCCGCACUUAUUAAAAAUUAAAAAAAAAGUUUUCUUCACAGAUUUAGUUUAGUUCAUCCACCUAGUGGUAUUUUUUUCUCCUCUGCAACAUCGCCAUACCAUUCUGAUGUUGCGAAAAUGAAGAGAUUGAUUGAUCCGAAUAAAAAAUUUAAUUUGACACUGAAAAUGUGUAUGAAAGGCUUUUUUUUUUGCUUUAAAGGGGAAAUUUUGUCAAAACCCAGCAGUUAACAUUGAAAAUUGAAAAAAAAAAGUUCCUUCGCAUUUUGAUGUCGCAAUAAAAAAUAAUUACCGUAAAUCAGAACAAAACAGAUAAAGACACAACUGAAAUAAACAUGAAAAAUCACCUGAAGCACUUGAGCAACAAGAAGUUCAAAUGUUCGCGCGCAAGCUGUCUACCGUAACUCUAGGUGGAGCAGCCUUUCAAAGCCGCUCCGCAUUUUCAAAAUUUUUACAUUUUCUUCCACUACGCAGAACGCCGUGGUUGAUUGAACACUUCCAGAUGGAAGAUUACAUGGUGAAGCAUCCGGAAUGGAUCCCGCUGGGACGGGUCGCCAGCAGUGAAGACGUAGCAAAGACGAUUUGUUUCCUGGCGGACAGGUGCGUGUGGCUGAUGGAGCCAAAAACCGAUGAAAAUCGGAUGCGAGUUCAUUUUGAAAAAAAAUAUAUCUUCGAAGUUAUAGCUGAGUUAUAUCAGCUUGCUGCGAUUGGAAAAAAGGCUAUGAAAAAUUGUCGAGACUUUAGGCGUUUAGAAUUUUUUUCCACCUGCUCCUUUGAUUUUCGAACGUGAUAUUUUUGAUCUGACGUUCAGAGUGUACGUGAAAACUUUCAAAUCUAGAGAGCACCGUAUAAGAAGAAAAAGUCUAGAGAAAAAAAUCCCGCUCUCUCAUUUUUGAACGAUAUAGGUUUCAAAUGUUUGAAACUGGAACUGAAAAGAAAAUUUAACAGUUUUCGCAAGUUUUGUAAGGGAGUUAUCAAUUUUAUUUUUACGCUUCAGGAACUCGUCGGAGUGCAUCAUCGGCCAAAACAUUGUGAUCGACAGCGGCUCGCGGCUCGCCUUGGGAAUCGAUGUCUCCGAUUUCAAGGAUCAUUUGUGA
Messenger RNA from Caenorhabditis auriculariae, 3512 nucleotides. NCBI's taxonomy places the organism in Eukaryota, Metazoa, Nematoda, Chromadorea, Rhabditida, Rhabditidae. The record is from the annotation of a GenBank genome assembly.